Molecule: messenger RNA, 1325 nt
Organism: Salvia miltiorrhiza (redroot sage)
Lineage: Eukaryota; Viridiplantae; Streptophyta; Magnoliopsida; Lamiales; Lamiaceae
Exons: 2
Coding region: 126-1325 (399 amino acids)
Source: RefSeq, a predicted model, not a curated record
AUGAUCUCAUCUUCUGUCGGGAUUAUAAAUACGUGCACGAUUGGGUGUGGGCACUGGUAGAGGAAGAUCAGGCAUGGUCCGACUUCCCGUGGGGCUCUUACUCAUUCCAGAUUUUGUGUCAUGGGAUGAGUGUGUUGAAGAAGCAUCCCAACGAGAUUACCGGUAAUAGGAAGACGUACCACUUCUAUGGGCCCAUAUGGGCAUUACAGAUUUGGUCGUACGAGGCCAUUCUGAGGUUGGGCCGCGCGUGUGGGAUGCGUGACACGAGGUUGCAGAUGCCACGAUUGGUGAACUGGACGACUUGGAAGUCGGCUUCUGACUUCACCCACUUUUUUGAUGCUCAUGAGGCUGAGUGUCACCGGACACUCGAACCGGUCGAGGAGGAGAAUGAUUCAUGGUAUUUGCAGACCCUGAGGCAUCCAGAGCCCUUUUCUGUACGAUACCAUCCCGGAGGGAAAUACGCUGGCUUGACAGAGCCAGUUGUACCGGAGCCGCCUCCUCCUGUUAGGCCUCCCCCUGUGCAGAGGAGUAUCUCACGAGCAGAGAGGACUCGUGAGAAGCAGCCUGUCCCUGUCCCGAGGAGUAGCUCACGGGCAGAGAGGGCUCGUGAGAAGCAGCCUGUCCCUGUCCAUGUCGAGCGACAUAGGCAGACGUAUGAGGAGCCAGGUGGCAGCCCGUCGAAGCGGCGCAGGUCAGAGGAGUUUGAUGAUCGCGAGCCUCAGGCAGACCGAGAUGAGGAUUAUUGGAGGCGACGCGAUGAGGACCUGAUUGCCCGUAUCACACAGGAGCAGAUCCGGACUGUGGUCCCAGAGAUGCGGCGCGAGAUACGUCGCGAGCUUGUAGACGACGACUCUGAGCAUGGACUGGUCGCCAAAAUUACGAAGAAGGUCAUAGCCGCUGUGAAGGACAUCUUUGGGAGACGUUCUUCUUCGAGGAGGCAUAGAUCAUCAUCCAGCCAUGCCAGUCGUCAUAGACAUGGGAGUGAGGAGUACGACCAGCCGAGCCCCAGUCGCAGACGGUCUACAUCUCACAUUCCUAGUCCUAGGCGAUCAGAGCGUGAGGAUCCACCUCAUGUUAGCCAUAGGCACUCAGUUGGAGACAUGGAUCCGCCUCGUGGCAGUCAGAGACGCUCAGAGCGUGGAGAGGAUCCACCCCGUGCGAGUCAGCGGCGAUCUGCCUCACGUCACAGUGAGAGGGAGGCAUCUAUGAGGCGAUCAGCCUCACAUCAUGGUGAGGGGCAGACAUCUUUGAGGCGAUCCGUACACGGUUGCGAGUUCUUCCUUGCACGGUUGCGUGCACGGUUUCGUGAAACUGUACACGGUUAG